Molecule: messenger RNA, 1229 nt
Organism: Drosophila melanogaster (fruit fly)
Lineage: Eukaryota; Metazoa; Arthropoda; Insecta; Diptera; Drosophilidae
Exons: 2
Coding region: 66-1124 (352 amino acids)
Source: RefSeq, marked reviewed
UUCGAUGGUAAACACAUUUUGUUUAUUGCUUAGCUCUGAGAAACCAAGACGCAAUAAUUGACAAAAUGUCCAGUAUUUGGACAAAAAGGAAGGACUCUUUCUGCAAUAACGAAAAUAUAAGGGCUCAGAAGUUCGAGGAUGUGAUUGUAAUCGAUGACAAUGAUCGUGGCGACUCUCUCCGGAGUGUAAAAUCCGAGCCCCCUGAAGAAAAGCCCCGCUUAUCUCCACAGGACGCUAAUCAAAAACGUGCAGUAAAGGAGGAGAAGGAAAUGUCCAGGCGCGCACGCGCUCGAGCCAAGAAAAUACGGAAUACAGAGGCAAGAGCAGCGAAAUCGGUGGUUACCAGGGGUGCGGGUAAAAAAGCAAGGAAGCGUAAGAAGCAAAAUAAAGCGGCACUCAAGAAGGCUAGUGAACUUGAACCCAAAAAGGCAAAGGGCUCCAAGGAGGCUAGUGCCCACAAGAAGGCAAAGGGACCCAAGAAUACAAGUCCUCCUAUGGCUGCGAAGCCCAAUUUGGCAAAGAGUGACAACCUGACGAUGGCCCUGGUGGACGAGCUCCACGAAGACGGCCGUCUGCUUAACGAAAGGUGGCAGGAGGUCGAGGCCCAGCUGGCGUACAUGGUGACUGACAGAGUCAUGGCCAUGCCGGGGGGUCCCGUCCCGUCCUUCGAUAGCUCAGACGUAGUUCGUGGCCACCGAGUGAUCCGGUGCGAAGACGGAUUUUCAAAGGUAUUCCUGUCGGACUGUGUUGCCGCGAUUAGCAACUCGUGGCAUGACAUGCGCAUCAAGCUCGUCCAUGUCAGCGAUGUACCAUUUGCGCCUCAGGCGCGCAUCUGGUUGCCCACGGGUCAAACGGACCACAACCGGAUCAUGAUCUGCUUGAGAGCCCAGAACCUAAAUGUGGACAUGUCGGACUGGUCCAUCCUCAGGGCGGAGGAAGUCAUGGAGAUCAGUCAGAGUUUCCUGCUCCUUAUCAACCGGAGGUGCAUCCCGCAACUGGAUGCAGUGGACUACAAGUUGCGCUAUGGCAUACGAAUGGCCCAGAUCCAGCUCAUUUUAAGCGAAGCAGACGAUUUGCCAUCGGAGUUCGACAACUACCACCCAUUUUGCCAUUUUCCCCAUUAAACCAUAAAUCCUCAGGCUCUAAGCUAUGUUUAUUAGAGUAAUAAUAUUGUUAGAGAAAGAAACGAAUUUCAUAACCUAAUAAAUCUCCAAUUGGUUUUAGAUGCC